UAAAAAAAAGACAAGUAGUUGGCAUUGUUUUAAAUUCAGAAAAAACGGGAGCGUGGUUGCUCUGAAAGAGCGAUUUCUCCAUCCGUACACCAGAAUUUUCAGAGAGAGAGAGAGAGAGAGAGAAAGACAGAGAGAGAGAUAUGAGUGAAAUUUCGGAGCGCAGAUCGUUGUGUUUUCUUGUAUUAUUGGUUUCUGUUUGUCUACAAUUCAUUUCAGGUUUUUCUGAUGAUACCAAGAAUGAUACAAAAGUUGAGACUCAUUCUAGUUCCACUGGCAGCACUGGUUCCAUGGUGGUCAUCAUAUUUUUUGUGCUCGUGGUAGUUGCAUUGUUUUCAUUUUUCCUUUUCAAGUUGUGGCAAAAGAAGAAAAGAGAAGAGCAGUAUGCCCGCCUUUUGAAGCUGUUUGAAGAGGAUGAUGAGCUUGAGCUUGAACUUGGUCUCCGGGACUAAUCUAUGCAUCUUAAAAUUUUGAGUUUGUUGAAGUUGAGGUGCAUCACCAUCUUUUUUGUUCUUGCUCUGGAAGUUAUUUUUUCUUUGCAAAUUUGGCUUUUAUGGAAUGAUUAUAUGAAUCUAGACACUUGACAGACUAAUCUAUGCAUCGUACAGGCACUUUUGUUACA
Molecule: messenger RNA, 619 nt
Organism: Ziziphus jujuba (common jujube)
Lineage: Eukaryota; Viridiplantae; Streptophyta; Magnoliopsida; Rosales; Rhamnaceae
Exons: 2
Coding region: 141-449 (102 amino acids)
Source: RefSeq, a predicted model, not a curated record